AUGGGCUCUCAGUUAGCUGCUGCUCACCGAGUGCUUCAUAUGUUAGAGAACGCUCUCUGUUCUCUGAAAACUAUUAGCGACACAUGGCUAAGCCCCAGCUACACUCCCUGGGUGGUGGAUUUCCUCCUCCCUGUCCUGUGUGGAGUGGGGCUCUUUCUCCUGAUACUCCCCUGGUUGGAGAGAAAGCCAGCUUCACCAAAACCGAGGCAAGAUGGGGUGGUCUGGAAGAGUCCAGGACACACAGUGAAAAAGAUCAAGAGCCGGAAGUGCAGAACUCUGAGAGCCUUCAAACAUCACCAGGGGAAACCCAAGAAGGCUCCAGGCCUCACUUCCCUUCUGCAAAGACAGCUGGGGAGGCUCCCAUGUGGCGAUCCCCAUGGUGAUGAGCUAAGGACAGCACCUGCUCCAGCACAGUGGCCACAUGGGGAUGAAGACGAGGACUAUACCACCCUGUCCAUAUCGACUUCCCCAGGGCCCCUGAUUGAACAGGCUCUGCCAGUGGCUCCUACCCUGUCCCCAGACCCAGUGAUUCCCCCUGAUGUUUUGUCCCCAAAUGUCUCUUGCUCACCAGAGCCAUUACCACCCCCCAAAAGCCUCUUGCCCCAGACAUCUGUGCUGACUGUUCCCCAACCAGCUCAGGUGGUCCAGCCUCUCCAACCCUCGGACCUCAGCCUGCCUCUACAUCAAUUCAGGUCAGAGACUCUCCCUCUGGACUCCAUGCCACAAGGCUUAUCUCCUCCCAGCUCUUGGCAGCCUUCUCCCACAGCAGAGCUCUCACCCCAGGAUUCCACCAGCUGCCCCAUCUCUGCCCUCUCCUGGUGGCAGGCAGCUGCCAGGGCCUGGAAUCAAAGCCCUCUGCCCUGCAGCAACACCCAGUGGGCAGGGACUGACAACUGCUGUUUCAUCAAGCCCAAUGUCCAGAAGUUGCUGGAGACCAAUAUGGCAGCAGGGAAGAUGCGGACGGAGGGAGCAGAGGAGGAAUCAGUCCACCUCCUGGAUGCCCUGGGGAUCAGAAUUGAGUCCUCGGCUGGCCGGCAGGACGCCACCACCCUUCCUCCCUUCGGGAUCUUGAAAGACAGAUUAUACGAACUGCCUGACCCUCACAGGUUUUGUUUUCCCAAGGUCCAGGAGGACCCUUUUCAGCAGAAAUACAGUCAGCUCUUCUGGGGCCUUCCAAUCCUGCACAGUGAGUCCCUGGUGGCUGCUGUCGGGGUCCCAUUAGAAUGUCCAUCUAUUUUCUUCAAUGGGUUCCAGAAGUCCCUGCUGCCCUGGCGUCAGUCCCCACCUCUGGCACCGAUCCAGUCCCAAUCUACCCACUCAUCGCCGCAUCAGAUACCUUUACUUCAACCCGUGAAAAAAUUGCACCAGAUGUUGGACCAGUGUAAUCCCAAUAGUUGGACCUCCCAGGAUCACAGGCUAACUCUCAAAAUUCACAAAGAGUUGGCCAGCCAUGAACUGCGACACAAAGUGGAGCAGCAGCUCCAAAAGAGGCUCACACAGCCCUUGUGUGGGUCUCCCCACAAGACGAAGCAAAUGCCAGCACAGGCCCCAGUUCCUGGAACAAGUCAGGCAAAGGCUAAGCCCCAGUCCCCUUGGGCCUCUGUUCUAGGACUGCAAAGCAAGAACGUGCAAACAAUGCCACCCCUGCACCCUCCAAGGCUGCACCUUGAGAAGGACUCGGGCAAGGCGCCAGGCUACUGCCUGGCUGGAGUCCUAGGUGAUCCACCCAAGGAUUCCCAGAGCCCCUUGGCAAAGGCCCAAGGGCAAAACACCAGCACACCAUCAGCAGGUGACUUGAUGACCUCAACAAACAACCUAGUCAGGAACCUGAACAUGCACUUUGAGAAGAAAUUAGAGGACAUAAAGGCAGGCAGGGGCCUGGGGUCUGUGCUCAGUCAGGACAGGCUGGGAACCUUCCUUGUUCCAGCCAUCCCUGAAGACUCUACAACCGGAAGCCCAGUGGGCUUAAGUAAUGGGGAGUCCUGUGACGUGCCCCCCAUGAUCUUUCUGAUCAAUUCAGAAAGUCAGAAAACACUAGAAGAGCACAUAAGAAAGCUUCGUGUGAAACAUCGAUGGAGCCUCCCCUUCAGGGUUCUUGCGCCCAUUAAUCUGCUGAAGGGAAAAAAAACAAUAACUUCUCCACUUCUGCCUCCCUUCCACCCCUUGGAUGCCACCUGCAUCUCUGAGAGAUACUCUGAAUCUGAGCUCACAAUUUCCCGGGGAGAAGCUAAUGGGGAAGCGCCAGUGGAGACGAUGAAGGCAAAAGAACCAGUGCUCACCCGGAGGGGUCUUCUCUCUGUCCCCUGGACUGUGCACAAGAAGACCUACAGUACCCUGAAGAUGAUUCCACCCAGGGCCAUCUGUGGACUCUCUCAGACCCCAGGCAGCAGCCAGACACAAGAGGACAGUGGGACCCUGGCCUCAGCAAACACCUGCCCUAGCCCAUUUAUCAUGGAGCUUUAUGAAGCCUCCCAAUCUGUGCAGUCUGGCGAGAGCAGACAGGCGGCACAGGUGGGGGAGGACAAGUCCUCUCCACGGGAAGUCACCACGGGACUGAGUUCAAUCACCACCUCCCCAAACUCCUUAGUAACCAAACAGAGCCUCUCUAGCAGUCCUGCAGGACCCCAGGAAGGAGAGGCAGACCUGAAGGCCCAGGUUAUGCACAGGCAGGACCUCCCAGUACAGGAGGAGUCGGAGGACUUGGCAUUGGGCACCGUCCUGCAAGACCUUGCCACUGACCAUCACCUCCAAGACUCUGCCCCCGAGCCUUCCUCAACUAUGGACAUCUUGCCUUUUCAGGCCACUGAGGCCAGAUGUGGGAGCCUAUCAAGCACCAACUCAGCCUCACACAUUGUAACUGAGACUUUGUCGGGGCCAGAGUGCAGCCCAGAGCCACAGGAGCCGAGGAGGAUCCUGAACAUGAGGCCCCCCUGGGAGAGUGAGCUCAGGAUGCGCCCCACUGACAGGUGGGAUGUAUGCAGAAGAAGCCCAUUACGAGGGCAGGAAGGCAAAUCAGUAGGACAGAAAGCUGCCCAUGUCCCUGGGCUGUGCCACCCUGUCCAGGACAUACUAAGAAGAACAUCGCUGCUCCAGCCCAACCCAAAAUUGUCACCCCCAUGCAACGAUUUGGGUAGCAUGAUAAAAAACUUUUUUAAAAAAAUAACAAAAGUUAAGAAAGACAAAUCUACUCCCAAAACAACCUGUGGGUGCAACAAGGUGUCAGCCACAAACACUCAGGUGACCCAAGAGGACAAAAUGCUGCGUCACAAUAUGUGUGCCUGCCACCACAAGGGAGCUCCCUUCUCCCUGAGGAAAAAGCCAAGGACAACUACAGUUAACUGCAUCGCCAAACCGCCCGUAGACGCCCUGGCCAGCCACAGCUGCACUCUCAGCAACAGGCAGGCUGUGCCACCCAAGGAGCCUUUGUGCCCAGUGAGACCCUGCCACCACCAACUCAAGGAAGCAGGUGCCUUAGGACACAAUGUCCACUGCCCCAGGCACUACCGUCACCUGGCAACGGCCAGACAGGACUUUUUCCUGCAAUCUGCUGCUUCCAACACCUGCGGAGGUCAGCAGAACACAAGAUUUUUCUAG
Messenger RNA from Ochotona princeps (American pika), 3594 nucleotides. RefSeq names its product spermatogenesis-associated protein 31E1-like. The transcript has 4 exons. The record is from RefSeq and is a predicted model, not a curated record. NCBI's taxonomy places the organism in Eukaryota, Metazoa, Chordata, Mammalia, Lagomorpha, Ochotonidae. The coding region runs from base 1 to 3594 and encodes 1197 amino acids.